This is a messenger RNA of Penicillium malachiteum, 1089 nucleotides long. RefSeq names its product WD40 repeat domain-containing protein. Gene Ontology annotation, cellular component: Arp2/3 protein complex; actin cytoskeleton. Gene Ontology annotation, biological process: Arp2/3 complex-mediated actin nucleation. Gene Ontology annotation, molecular function: actin filament binding. The record is from RefSeq and is a predicted model, not a curated record. NCBI's taxonomy places the organism in Eukaryota, Fungi, Ascomycota, Eurotiomycetes, Eurotiales, Aspergillaceae. The transcript is spliced from 4 exons. Bases 1 to 1089 code for a protein of 362 amino acids.
AUGGCCACUCCUCAAGUUCACCACCUUUUCCAUGCUCCAAUUGCUGAUCACUCCUUUUCUUCGGAUAAGCAAACCCUUGCUGUUGCCCGUGAGAACAAUGUGGAGCUGUACCAAUCAUCAGGCAACAAGUUCUCGCUGAGCGAUGAACUCAAGGGCCACGAGAAGACUGUCACCAGUGUUGAUAUUGCUCCGAACAGCGGUCGCAUUGUCACUUGCUCUCAGGACCGUAAUGCCUAUGUUUGGGAGCAGACCCCCACUGGCUGGAAGCCCACCCUUGUCCUCCUCCGAAUCAACCGUGCCGCAACAUUUGUCCGCUGGUCUCCCUCUGAGCAGAAGUUCGCUGUCGGCUCCGGAGCCCGCGUGAUCGCCGUCUGUUACUUCGAGGAGGAGAACGACUGGUGGAUCUCCAAGCACCUGAAGAAGCCCAUCCGCAGUACCAUUACUACUCUGGCAUGGCACCCGAACUCGGUCCUGCUCGCUGCAGGCUCCACUGACUCGCAUGCUCGUGUUUUCUCCAGCUUCAUUAAGGGUAUUGAUAGCCGCCCUGAGCCUAGCGCCUGGGGUGAGCGUCUUCCCUUCAACACCAUUUGUGGUGAAUUCUUGAAUGACUCUGCUGGCUGGAUCCAGGGUGUUGCGUUUUCUCCCAGUGGUAAUUCUCUUGCUUUCACUGGCCAUGACAGCAGUGUCACCGUGGUGUACCCCAGUGCCCCCGAGCAGCCACCCCGUGCUAUGCUGAACAUCUCCACUCGCCUGCUGCCAUUGAACAGUCUCAUCUGGAAUGGCGAGAAUGAGAUUAUCGCCGCUGGUCAUGAUUGCGAGCCCUUCCGCUUCCACGGUGAUGAGAGUGGAUGGCAGCUUGCCGGUUCCCUGGAGAAGCAGACCGGUGAUGGCUCCGGCCCUCGCGAGGAAUCUGCUUUGAACAUGUUCCGACAGAUGGAUCUGAAGGGUCAGUCUCAGGUGGAUACUAAGCUUAAGUCGACCCACCAGAACACUGUGAACACCGUCCGCGUGUUUGAAGAGGCCGACGGACAGGUGCGAUCUUUCAGCACGAGCGGCGUUGAUGGUCGUGUUGUGGUCUGGACUGUCUAG